AUAUAUUUUACUUAGUACUGUUCAAUAAUUAACAAUGUCACACAAAAAUUGUGAUCAUAAUAAUUGUGCAAUUGUUAGUACUAAUUCCUCAGUAUGUCAAACAUUGACAGAAAUGGAUUGGGAGAGGGGCUUGUGGUAUGCAGCAUUUCAUGGGGACAAAGACAGAGUUCAGUAUUUGAUUGACAAAGCAAACAAUGCCAAAGAAAUAGUCAAUGCUCCUGACAAUUCUGGCUACACAGCUUUACAUUAUGCUGCUCGCAGUGGACAUUUGGACAUCUGCAAAAUAUUGUUACAAAAUGGGGCUAACAUUAAUGCAGUGACCCACGGAAAAGUGACAUCUCUCCACAAAGCUGUAGCUGCAGGUGAAGUGUUUGUAGUGAAAUACUUAAUACAAUCUGGUGCGAAAAUAGACUUGCAAGAUAAUGAUGGCCAAACAGUUCUUCACAAGGCAGUUGAAAAUAAUAAAUUGGACCUGAUACCCAUACUGCUUGAUGCUUGCCCUGAUCUCAAAUUAAUAAAAAACAAUAAAGGACAUUAUGCUACUGAAUUUAUUUCAUGAAAAAAUCAAAAUGAAAAUUUGUAAGACCAUCUAGACAAACUCUAAUAUUAGUCAUUUCAUUUUAAAUAAUAUACAUAGUUUAAAUAAACUGUGAUUUAUGCUAUGUUCAUAAAUAAUAAUAUUGAGUACUAUCACUUCUAUUACUUAGAUGUGUAUCUUGUUUUGCAUUUCAAUUUUAUGCUGUUAAAUAAUAUUCUAUUUUAUUUUAGAAAUUAAUAAAUAAAUUACCUAAUUUAUGAUUUUUAUAAACUUGUUAGUACAUUCAUUUGCGAACUUUGUUAUUAUGAUUUAAAAAAAUCUGCAUAUUUAUGUAGAAAUAUUUUUUUAAAUAAAUAAAACUAAGUAUUUGUGAAUGUAUAUUCGUAACUUUCUUAAAUUAUUUAUUAUAAUUACUUAAUAGGUUAGCUUUAAAACUUACAUAAUAGUUACAUAUUUCGCUCUUUUUAACUUAAAUGUCUUUAAAACAAAUAUUUAAUCUAAAUGUCAUAUCAUUUUUAUAACAUGUAUUGAAUUUAAUUAGAACUUUUAUCUUAAUAGUACUAGUAUACUUUUUAAAUUCACAAGGAUCCCCAACGAUGAUAAAAAACCUCAAUAACGUAAUCAAGUGUAUCAUAACAAACUGAUUCAAUUAUUUCGAAUAUAUAUUAUUUAAUACUAUGUAUCACUAAGACUAUGUUUACCCUAUGAAUGAGUUUAAAUUAUCAUGUAGACACAUUUGAGAUCACACAAAAAAUAUUUUUUAAUCACAUACACUUUUGUAAUAUUUUAAAUAAAUUUAAUACAUACUAUUAA
Molecule: messenger RNA, 1351 nt
Organism: Bombyx mori (domestic silkworm)
Lineage: Eukaryota; Metazoa; Arthropoda; Insecta; Lepidoptera; Bombycidae
Product: ankyrin repeat domain-containing protein 39
Exons: 3
Coding region: 35-559 (174 amino acids)
Cellular component (GO): nucleus; cytoplasm
Molecular function (GO): protein binding
Source: RefSeq, a predicted model, not a curated record